AUGGCAGAAUCUGUGGUGAACCAGGUUGCAGACAAUGGAGGAGGAGAAGAGAAUAUUGAAAGCAAAGAACAUUUGUAUACGGAUAUGGACAAGUUUGCUCUUGCUGAGUUAAAUCUUAUUCUGGUUCUUUCGUCGCUCUCCUUAUCCUCAGAAGAAUGUCCAAAUCUCGAGGAAACAAGUGCCGAAAAUCGUAAAGAAAAACACAAAAUAUCGAAUUUACAAACAAGAAGGCGAGAAAUAAGUGAAUUUAGAAGCCCUGAACGUCAAAUUUCAAGAGUCCAUACCAAGAUACGAGAUUGCAGGCACUGCAGGAAAAUGUGA
Molecule: messenger RNA, 321 nt
Organism: Fraxinus pennsylvanica
Lineage: Eukaryota; Viridiplantae; Streptophyta; Magnoliopsida; Lamiales; Oleaceae
Source: the annotation of a GenBank genome assembly